AUGUCAGAUACAGUUGCAGUAAAGGUCGCCAUACGUGUUCGACCAUUCAGUGAGCGUGAAAUGGCUGAAAAUUGUCGCGAAUGCUUACAAUAUUUCGCGCAACAUUCGCAGAUAGCUAUCAGCGAAAAAAUUUUUGCUUUCGACAAUGUAUUUGAUCCUACAACACCGCAAGAUGUCGUAUAUAAUUUAUGUGCGGCACCACUGCUGGAACAUUUAUUUAAAGGUUAUAACUGUACUAUUUUGGCUUAUGGUCAGACUGGAAGUGGCAAAACUUAUACUAUGGGAACAGAAGAGACAUAUGAGAGAAUGAAAAGCGAGGAGCGAGGUGUAAUUCCGCGCAUUGUUGAUAGUGUUUUUGACCGUAUUGGGUCCUCAAAUGAUUUUGAUGUUUCCGUAUCUAUGCUUGAAAUAUAUGAAGAGAAGAUUCUCGAUUUGUUAAAUUCAUCACGCGAUUUGUUGCAAAUACGUGAACUCAAAGGAAAUGUUUUUGUUCAAGGCUUAUCAACGCAUCAAGUUGAUAAUUUGGCUGCUACUAUGAUAGAGUUAGAAAAAGGUUGUCAGCUGCGUAGCAAGGGAGAAACUGCAAUGAAUGACAAAUCUUCACGUUCUCAUGCAAUUUUUACUAUUUAUAUUAGUAAAAAGCCAACUGAUGAUGAUGAGACAAGUUUCAAAUCAAAGUUACAUUUGGUUGAUUUGGCUGGAUCGGAAAGGUUAAAAAAGACUCAAGCAGAAGGCGAACGUAUGCGUGAAGGCAUAAAAAUUAAUGAAGGUUUACUCGCUCUAGGUAAUGUUAUUGCUGCACUUUCGGAACAGGGUACGACUGGACGACAUAUUCCCUAUCGAGAUUCUAAAAUUACUCGUUUACUUCAAGAUUCUCUUGGAGGUAAUAGUUAUACUGUGAUGAUUGCUUGUGUAUCACCUGCAGAGGUGAAUGCAGAAGAGACGUUGGCAACUUUAAGGUAUGCAGAUCGCACGAAGAAGAUUAAAAACAAACCAAUGGUAAACAUAGAUCCAAAUAUAGCCGCUAUGGAGCGCUUAAAAUCCGAACUUGCUACAGUAAAGCUUGAAUUACUUGCGCUUCGUGGAGAGAAUAAUAGCCACACUACUUCUUAUGGUUUAAAAAUGCCUACAAAAUACGAGUUCGAUGAUUUGGAGAAAAGAUAUUGUGAACUACAAAAUGAAAAUCAUAAAUUAAACGUGCGUUUUGCUGAAUCUGUUGCGGAGAAUUCUCGAUUUGUUGAACAGUUGUUAGUUGCUGAGCAAAUGAUCGAGAAAUUAAAGGGAGCGAUUUCCAAUGCUCAUUCACUUAUUGACGAAAGGGAUAAAGCGGGCAAUUAUAAAGAUAUUUUGAACCUUUUCGAUUUAUCGCACUUCAACAUCCAGCCUGAUGAUGAAAAUGAAAAUUCUGUCGUUUGUGAAGUGGAUGAAAAUGAUGAUGGAGGAAAUGAUCAGAAUUAUGUAUCAAAAUUUUUAACGACACAAACUGCUCUACAACAUAGAAUGGCUGAUAUUCUUGAAGAGAUUAAAAACAAAGAGAAGGCAUUUGAGGCCACAACUGCUUCGCAAGCUGAAAUUGAGAAAAUGCGAGCUGCCUUUACCGCUGAAGUAGAAGAAUUACAACAAAAAUUAAUAGCUUUGGAAGCUGAACGUAAUGAAUUAAUUACCAAGUUAAAAGGAUCAACUACACACCAUAAAGUGAGCGAGGAACGAAGAAAAAGAUUAUUGGAAUUGGAAAAGCAACUUGACGCUUAUAAAAAAAGACUUGCGGAGAUUAAAAGAUUAGAAAGAGAAAAUAAUAAUCUCCAGCUAAAGGCCAAACAAUUAAAUCAUGAAUUAAUGGAAUUGAAAAAAUUACGUGUAAAGAUGUCGAAAAAACUCAAAGAUGAAGAAGCGAAAUUCAGAAAUUGGAAAGUAAAAGCGGAUCGAGAAUUAAUGCAAAUGAAGAAUCGCGAAAGAAAACGUGAAAUGGAAAUGGCAAGGCAACAGCAAGCAUCUUCUCUUCAACUGGCAGUUUAUCGACGAAAAUAUGAGGAAGCCAAUGCUUGUAAUCGACGCUUACAGCAACAAUUAUCUCGAAGUUCUGCGCGCACUAACACACCACGUACCGAUGAACAACUUCUAGCUUUUCUUGAUGAAGAGCUAGCAAUAGCUUUUUCGGCAGCAGAGGCAAAAAUUCAUUGCAAAAUAUUAAAUGAGCAGCGAGAAGCAUUAUCUAUUCAGUUAAAAAAUUUGGAGACUCAACUUAACUGCUUAAAAUCAGAACCACCUUAUAAGAGACGUGCCAGCAAUGAUGGUGCAAAUACAGACAGUGAAAAAGAAUUAAAUCUGCUGGAGGAAAUCAAAAACGUAAAACGUGAAAUUGAAUUGCGUAGCACUGAACUGAAUGAUAUUCAAGCCAAAUGCAAGAAAGCUGAUUCCGAAGAUCGUGUUGAACAACGAUGGAGUUCUUGUCAUUCACUUGUGGAAGCGAAAAUCGCUCUUAAACAUAUCUUCAGCUUAGCCAUAAAAGAAAGACGGUCUGCUUUCGAAAAGGAAAUUCUUUUAGAAGAACUAAAACGAAAAUUGGAAGAAAGGAGCAAAAAUUUUAACAUGAAAAUUGAAAAUUUAGAAAAUCAGCUGAGAAAUGAAAAAAAGGCGAUUGAAACGCUUAAAGGAGCGCGUAUCCAUUCGGCAUACAUGAAUAUUCAACGAGUUAGUGAAGAAAUCGAUUUAGAUGAUGAAAUAUUAAGCCAAACUUUUACGAAGGAUGUUAUGAAUGAAAAUAGCUUCGAUUAUUCUGAGCAAGUUAGAAACAGCAUCGCUGAAACAGAAGAUAAGCAGAUGUUGAGGCUGCAGAAUGAUCAACAUCUUCGUAAACGAUCGCUUUCACAUAAUGCUGAAUGUGAUUAUGCCAUUUAUUCAAUGAGAGAUAGGAAAAGAAUUUCGGAAGAGCAAAGUACAGAGCAUUCUUAUGUUCACUGGAGCGCUAUGAGAUUACGACCUCGUUCCGCCAAGGCGAAUGCUUUACAAUCAAGUUCCGAUGAAGAUGAGAACGAUAGGAGAGCAAAUGAAGAUAUAAAUGAUAUUUCUUAUUAUCCCACACCUAAUAAGAAAUGUAAAAGAAGCGAUCGUCAUCGAACGUCCGUGUUUGAAAAUCCGGUUUCUCAUAGAACGUCCGUCAGUAAUCAUGGAGGCAAAAUCGGCGAAAACAACACAGCGUUAAGUGGAUUUUCGGGAAUACAAGAGGAAAAGUGGAGUCGUGAAAAAGAUCAGUUAGCCUCCUCUUUAUUAGGGAUGGAUCGACGAGUGAUAUCAAAAUCGCUAUUUGAUAAUCCGAUGAAAUAA
Messenger RNA from Dracunculus medinensis (Guinea worm), 3324 nucleotides. NCBI's taxonomy places the organism in Eukaryota, Metazoa, Nematoda, Chromadorea, Rhabditida, Dracunculidae. The record is from the annotation of a GenBank genome assembly.